AAACGACGAAGGAUUGGUGCGACACAUUCUGGAAUAUCUCCACACUCUGAUGCGAAACUCCGAAAGUGCUGCGCUACUGCUGAAGGAGCCGCCAGGCCCAAAGAAAAGAGAAGACUAGGUCCUGAUUUCCCAAUCACCGCAAGCUACCAUUAGUUUGCUUCGGCGCAUUUUGCCUCAAGACGCGUUGCCGGCAGAGAUGUGGCAGCGGCUCAUCAAGGCGUCUGCUGGGGGGCGAAGCGACGUUGGCGAGAGCGUCGAUGAUACGGGCGAUAUUCAACUCGGUAGCGCGGCCCCGCCUCGGACGGAAUCAUCAGCGCUCGCUGUUUCGCAAAACACUUCGGAUAUCCAGAUCGGCUCAGGACAUGGUAAAGAUAUCGUGAAAGAAAAUGUGCCAGAUUGGAAGGAGGCAGUCGCUGCGAAGUUUCAAAAGAAGCCUGCGGCGCGAAAUGGGAAAGCCGCCAGCACCGAUAACAACAAAACGAACACCGGCCUAAACCACACUUUAACGGGAAGGAAAGACCAGAAUGGACCUUCGAAGAGAAAAGAGCACCCCGAUGGGACUAGCGGAGCGGAGAAUCCAGCAACAAGAACGAAAGGCCGUAAGCUAAGUCCCAGAGCUCCAGCAGGCGCCCCGGACGAAGAAAGCAGAUUACGCGAGUUUGAUGAUGAAGAGCGGCGGUUCGCUGAGGCCAUCUUGCAAACAGAAAACCCCGGGAGCGACCAACCUCGGUUUAACUUGAAUAAUGCGCAGCUGAAGGACAUCAUUGCCAAAGCCCGAGCGGUAGCUAACAAUGAGGGGCUAGACAGAUGCCUCGAAAUUCUAGAGUAUUGGUGUGACUCCGGUACGCUUGUGGACGCUGACAUCCUGCGUAAAAUGGAAAACUUCUCUCAAGAAAAAACGGAUGCCGCCGGAAACGACUUGGUUCAAAAUUUGCGAUGCUGGCAUUUCAUCGCUGGACAGAUCAGCGAGAGCAGCAAUGUACCGUACUGUCUCUCGCAUGCCCUACUUGGUGCGGCUUUCUCGUCCUUUUCUAAACAGCAUUCGCGCGAGGGGGAACCAGAUAUGGUAGAGCCUAUGGAAAGGCUUUUCUGGCAGUUGCAUCCUGAGCUUGCCGCCGGCGAAGGUGACCCGAGAGUGGUCCAUCGGGACUUGUGGCAAAUGCUUAUGUCACGCAUGAUCAAGGCGCAACGUUGGCAUAAUGUUACUCAAAGACUUGGAUGUGGUGUAGUGUUCGUGUUCACGCCGGAAGACAUCCCUAACUCCUGGAUUGAGCAGAGUGUCGGGAACGAGAAGAUUGAUGCGUGGCUGACAGCGGUGACGAAGUGUAGGGGUUGUAUUGUGCAGUCUUGUAAAUCCAUGAUGCCGGGAGUUCUGGGUACACCAGAGGAGCUUGUAUGUGGCGGUCCGCUGCCGGAAAGGUUGUUGAGGAUAGAAAUGGCAGAGUUUGCAGAGAAUGCUGACGACGAGGAAAGAGCAAGGUUGUUGCAGGGUAAAAAUUGA
This is a messenger RNA of Aplosporella prunicola CBS 121167, 1501 nucleotides long. RefSeq lists its product as uncharacterized. NCBI's taxonomy places the organism in Eukaryota, Fungi, Ascomycota, Dothideomycetes, Botryosphaeriales, Aplosporellaceae. The record is from RefSeq and is a predicted model, not a curated record. The coding region runs from base 197 to 1501 and encodes 434 amino acids. The transcript has a single exon.